GUACCGAAGCGCGUUUACGUCACUUAGGACGUCCAGGAAGUGAAGUGUAGUGAACACGUGGGUCUCGCAUACAUCGCUUCUCAAAAGACUGACUUUCGAAUCUCUGGCUAAUAUCAGUUAAAUAUCCAAAACAUGGCAGUCCGAGCAUCAUUUGAGAAGAAUAAUGAAAUUGGCUGCUUUGCCAAGCUCACAAACACAUACUGCUUGGUUGCGAUUGGCGGCUCUGAAAACUUUUACAGUGUCUUUGAAGGAGAGUUGUCAGAAACAAUCCCCGUUGUUCAUGCGUCUAUAGCAGGAUGUCGUAUUAUUGGCAGAAUGUGUGUGGGAAAUCGUCAUGGUCUUCUGGUGCCUAACAACACAACGGAUCAGGAAUUACAGCACAUUAGAAACAGCUUGCCAGAUUCACUCCGGAUUCAAAGGGUAGAAGAGCGUCUCUCCGCGCUGGGAAACGUCAUUGCUUGUAACGAUUACGUUGCUCUGGUUCAUCCGGAUCUAGACAGAGAAACAGAAGAGAUUUUGGCCGACACUUUAAAAGUGGAAGUUUUCCGACAGACGAUCGCAGAACAGGUGCUUGUUGGUAGUUAUUGCACCUUCAGUAACCAGGGAGGCCUGGUCCAUCCUAAAACCUCCAUAGAAGAUCAAGAUGAGCUUUCUUCACUCCUGCAAGUGCCUUUAGUAUCCGGAACGGUGAAUCGUGGCAGCGAGGUGAUCGCUGCCGGUAUGGUGGUGAAUGACUGGUGUGCUUUCUGCGGAUUGGACACUACGAGCACUGAGCUGUCGGUCAUCGAAAGCAUUUUCAGAUUGAGUGAGACGCAGCCCAGUGCCAUAGCUACUACUAUGAGAGAUUCACUUAUUGACAGCCUCACAUAAAACCGAAACGAGGAUAUUUGUGGGAAUAUGCCUGCAGAUGACCUUGAUGGUUUGAAGCCUGAAUAUAUCUUCUUUGAGGAAGAAAUGCACUCUUCAUACCAUGAGAAAUGUCAUCAUUGUAAUAUUCAUGUUUAAAGGGUUGUCAGUUUUUGUAGAAGGCUAAGACAAAAACCGUCUGUGUGAAUGAUGGCUUAUUUUAACCAAAUCAUCCAUCUUCAGACGUGGGUAAACAACAUUAUGUCUUCAAAGAGACACAUUUUAUUUUGCACCAUCAAAUAAACUUUGCAUCAUCAUGCAACUUCCACAAACUGCUCUUAUGUAGUAUGUUAUACGUUUUGAAUAUAAAUAAAAAGGCUUUUGACAACA
Messenger RNA from Paramisgurnus dabryanus, 1236 nucleotides. RefSeq names its product eukaryotic translation initiation factor 6 (gene eif6). The record is from RefSeq and is a predicted model, not a curated record. NCBI's taxonomy places the organism in Eukaryota, Metazoa, Chordata, Actinopteri, Cypriniformes, Cobitidae. Gene Ontology annotation, molecular function: ribosome binding. Gene Ontology annotation, biological process: cytosolic ribosome assembly.